AUGGUGCCCAAGCUCCACCAGCAUGUCCUGGCCUUGGUGUUUGCUGCAAACAACAUCAACAAGAAUCCUAGAAUCUUGCCCAAUGUCACUCUUGGGUUCCACAUCUGUGACAACUACUAUGAUACGAGAAUGACAUAUCGCAGUACUUUUGAUUUGCUCUUCAAAUCGCAAAGAUAUUUUCCAAACUAUGAAUGUGAUACAUACAAAAAUCUAGUAGCCAUCAUUGGGGCAUUGAGCUCUGAGACCUCAUUCCACAUGUCAGACGUCUUAAGCCUCUACAAGAUUCCACAGGAGCCAGUGGCCAUCAGUGAAACAUGUACUGGGGAGGAGAGGCUGGAGAAUCUUCCUAGUUCCUUUUUUGAAAUGAGCAUGACUGGCCACAGCUACAGCAUUUACAAUGCAGUCUAUGCCAUAGCACAUGCUAUUCAUGUGCUGUACUCAUCCCGAUUCAAUCACAGGGCAACUGAUGGUGGUAAAAUAAUGGAACUUCAAGAUCUCCAGCCUCAACAGGCAGUGCCCCUAUCUAUGUGCAAUGAUUACUGCAACCCUGGCUUUCAUAAGAAAAAGAAGGAAGGGGAGACCUUUUGCUGCUACGAUUGUGUGCACUGCCCAGAAAUGGAGAUUUCAAGUCAAAAGGAUAUGGAUGAUUGCAUCAAAUGCCAAAGCGAUCAAUAUCCAACCAAGGGCAAAGAUGGCUGCCUUCCCAAAACAAUAACUUUCCUCUCUUUUGAGGAACCCUUAGGAAUAAGUUUGGCUUCUGCAGCAGUUUCUUUAAUGUUUGUCACAAUAAUUAUUUUAGGAAUUUUCAUUAAGCAUAAAAAUACCCCCAUUGUUAAAGCCAACAACCGAGAUAUCACCUACAUACUUCUCAUUGCUCUUUUGUUCUGCUUCCUCUCUGCUUUGUUAUUUCUUGGCCAACCAACAAAGGUCACCUGCUUCCUCCGCCAAUCUGCUUUCAGCAUCAUCUUCUCAGUAGCUGUUUCUUGUGUGUUGGCCAAAACCAUCACUGUGGUUGUAGCUUUCAUGGCCACCAAACCAGGGUCCAACAUGAGAAAGUGGGUGGGGAAAAGACUGACCAACUCAGUUGUCUUUUCCUGCUUCCUCAUUCAAGCAGCCAUUUCUUUGGUAUGGUUGGGAACCUCACCACCAUUCCCAGAUUUUGACACCCACUCACUGACUGAAGAGAUCAUAGUAAAAUGCAAUGAAGGAUCUGUCACAAUGUUUUAUAUUGCUCUGGGCUACAUGGGGUUUCUGUCCCUCAUCAGCUUGACUGUGGCUUUCCUAGCCAGGAAGUUGCCGGAUAGUUUUAAUGAAGCCAAGUUCAUCACGUUCAGCAUGCUGAUCUUUUGCAGUGUUUGGGUCUCUUUUGUUCCAACCUAUCUGAGCAGCAAAGGGAAAUCCACGGUAGCCGUGGAGAUCUUCUCUAUCUUGGUGUCCAGUGCUGGGUUACUAGGCUGCAUCUUUUCUCCAAAAUGCUAUAUUAUUUAUUUUAGACCAGAGUUAAACAGGAGACAGGACCUAAUAAGGCGAAAAAAUAAUAAGGUUCAUUGGUUCGAAAUGAGAGAGUAUAAUAAAUAUUGUGAUCUCAUUUUGGGUGGUCUUCUUUAUCAACUCUGCUUCACCUCCAUAGCAAAAAACUUCACCAGUGAACCUUCACGGCCACAAGCUGAGCCUAUGGUUGCAAUGACCCAGAACUACCAGCAUAUUUUGGCCAUGGUUUUUGCAGUAAAGGAGAUCAAUGAAAAUCCCAGGCUCUUGCCCAAUGUCACCUUGGGUUUCCGCAUCUAUGACAGCUACAUGAUUGCAAGGUGGACCUAUCAAGCCACAUUGCAACUUCUUUCUCCCUGGAACAGGCUGGCCCCCAACUACAGGUGCAACAUCAAAGACAACUUAUAUGCGAUAAUUGAAGGACUUGCCGCAGCAACAUCCUAUAUGAUUCCGAGUGUUUUGGCCAUGUACAAAAUUCCUCAGGUAACGGGGAAUUUAAGUACACAGGCCCAGCAGCUGCUGUUACAGGUGCUACUGCAGUCCCUCUCCUCAUCAAGGACUGACAUUUUGUCUCUGAUCGACUCCUAA
Heteronotia binoei (common prickly gecko) is the source of this 2076-nucleotide messenger RNA. Its product is annotated as vomeronasal type-2 receptor 26-like. The coding region runs from base 1 to 2076 and encodes 691 amino acids. Lineage: Eukaryota; Metazoa; Chordata; Lepidosauria; Squamata; Gekkonidae. The transcript is spliced from 9 exons. Gene Ontology annotation, molecular function: G protein-coupled receptor activity. The record is from RefSeq and is a predicted model, not a curated record. Gene Ontology annotation, cellular component: membrane. Gene Ontology annotation, biological process: G protein-coupled receptor signaling pathway.